Messenger RNA from Cyanidioschyzon merolae strain 10D, 1476 nucleotides. Its product is annotated as UDP-glucose dehydrogenase. Bases 1 to 1476 code for a protein of 491 amino acids. The record is from RefSeq and is a predicted model, not a curated record. Gene Ontology annotation, molecular function: NAD binding; UDP-glucose 6-dehydrogenase activity. Gene Ontology annotation, cellular component: nucleus; cytosol. Gene Ontology annotation, biological process: glycosaminoglycan biosynthetic process. Lineage: Eukaryota; Rhodophyta; Bangiophyceae; Cyanidiales; Cyanidiaceae. The transcript has a single exon.
AUGCGAACGUUUUUCCCCAGACGUGUUCGUGACUACAAGGCACGUUUCAAGAUGCCAGGUUCGCAGCCCCUGCGCGUGGCUUGCAUAGGUGCUGGAUACGUAGGAGGACCAACCAUGGCAGUCAUUGCGGCAAAGACUCCUCCAGAGGCUGUACAAGUGCGGGUGCUUGACCUCUCAGCGGAGCGCAUUGCCGCCUGGAACUCGGAGCGGCUUCCUAUUUAUGAACCUGGUCUCUCGGAGUUAGUCUUCGCUGCUCGCGGGCGAAACUUACACUUCUCCACAGCUAUUGAUGACGGCAUCAAGUGGGCCGACAUAAUAUUUGUGGCCGUAAACACACCAACGAAGGAGUGUGGUAUCGGGGCGGGCGCAGCCGCUGACCUCACUUACGUCGAGCUGGCGGCUCGUCAGAUUGCUGCUGCGGCCGAUACACCCAAAAUCGUCGUCGAAAAAAGCACUGUACCGAUACGCACAGCGGAGGCUCUGAGCGCGAUCCUCGAAGCGUGUGGCAGGACCUCGUUCGAGAUCCUAUCGAAUCCGGAGUUCUUGGCAGAAGGCACUGCGGUACGCGAUCUCUGUGAGCCUGAUCGCGUGCUCAUCGGCGGGGACCUGAAAACCGAGCGAGGGCGCCAAGCGCUCGAAGCCCUCGUCGAGCUCUACGCCUAUUGGGUUCCUCGCGAGCGCAUUCUCACGACGAAUGUGUGGUCGAGCGAGUUGAGCAAACUCGUCGCGAACGCAUUUCUGGCCCAGCGCGUGUCAUCGAUCAACUCCAUUUCGGCGCUGUGUGAACUAAGCGGAGCACAAAUCGACGAAGUCGCGCGCGCCGUAGGCCUCGACAGACGCAUCGGACCUCGCUUUCUUCAGUGCAGCGUGGGCUUUGGCGGAUCAUGUUUCCAAAAAGACAUCCUUAAUCUUGUUUACCUGUGUGAGUCGUUUGGUCUGAAUGUUGUCGCAGAUUACUGGCGUUCGGUGAUCGCCAUUAACGAUUGGCAAAAACAGCGAUUCACGGCGCGAAUUUUGCAUAGCCUCUACAACACGGCCACAAACAAGAAAAUCGCGAUUCUCGGCUUUGCGUUCAAGAAGGACACGGCGGACACCCGAGAGAGCGCCGCCAUUGAUGUCUGCGGCAGUCUACUGCAGGAAUGCGCGAAGCUGAGUAUCUACGAUCCCCAGGUGCCAGCCGAGCAGAUCUGGUCUGAUCUCACGCGAAGAUGCCGUCGAACGCGCGACGAGCUCGCUGCCUAUGUGACGCUCGCCGCUACUGCCGACGAGGCCGCCGCCGGCAGCCACGCAAUUGUGAUCCUCACCGAAUGGGAUGAGUUUCGAACCCUUGAUUAUUCGAAAAUGUACAAGAGCAUGUGCCGACCGGCAUUUCUGUUCGACGGCAGGAGCGUCUGCGACCUCAAAGCGCUCUCCGAGAUCGGAUUUUUAUGUUAUGCGAUUGGAAGCCCGGAUGACUCGCGAAUUCAACUUCGUUAG